Molecule: messenger RNA, 1308 nt
Organism: Trichobilharzia szidati
Lineage: Eukaryota; Metazoa; Platyhelminthes; Trematoda; Strigeidida; Schistosomatidae
Source: the annotation of a GenBank genome assembly
AUGAUUCUUCUUCUUUUCUUUUGUUACUCAGCAAUCGAAGAUGGAUCCAGUACAAAACCACUAAUUAAUUUAGUUCUUCGUCCUUACGAUGGAAAGUUAAUAUGGCAAUCAUCCUCUGCACAAAUUUUACCAGCAUUAAAAGAUGACUAUAAAAGGCUGUUCACCGUAGAACCUGAACAAGUGAUAAUACCACCGCAUGAAGAAUUCACCGUCACUAUAGUAAUGAAUCCAACAGAAGCAUAUUCAGAAAUGAUGUCUUAUUCAAUGUUUAAUUUAAAAGCUCAUAUAAUUGGUUAUUUAAGUAUUGAUUCUAAAGAAUUUCUAGAUAUUCCAAGGACAAAUGCAUUGAUCACUGAACAAUUACGUUUUGAUAUAACUGCUAAAUUAGAACAACCAAGACUUUUGAUUGACCUCAACGAUGAUCCUCUAGAAAUUGACAAUACACACGGAUCUCCUCCAUCUUUACAACCAAUCACUUUACACUUCAAUUCAGGACUUGGCCAAUUUCUAGGCGUUUCAUCUUUAAUGAGAGAUAUGCGAAAUAACCUCAACUCAAACCACAACACUCCAAGUUCUCAUUCGAUUCUAACAAAGCAUGACGUGGAACAGCCACAGCAAAAAAGUUUGACUCCAUCUGAUUACGAAGCUGAAAGUCUACUCAUGAGUAGUAUAGUUCUUGAAAGGAGAAUUUACUUACGCUGUACAAAUAGCAUUCCCGUAGCUAUUCGUAUUAAAGCAAAAUAUCCAGAGAAUUUAAGAUUCAGGAGAAGAACAGUUGGGAUGAAGGAGGCGACAGUGUAUACUGGUAAAGAUAAUUCAACGGCUAUAGAGGAUCAUGGCGUCAUAAUGGAUAGAACUGAUUUUGAAGAGUUAUAUCAACAACAAAUCAACCUGACAGUACAUCCAGAUAAAUUAGAAAAGAUAACCGUCGGUUAUUUAUUGGAAAAAGAUUUUUGUCUCAGACAGAUAAAUUCAAAAGAUGCAGAAGAUAAUUUGGAGAUUGAUGAAUCUCGCUUACGCUUGAAAAAUGAAAUCUUGUUCAAGUUUCAUGUAACCAAUAAUGGUGAUUUAAAUAACGUUACACUUGUUGAUUCAAUGAUCAAUAAUUCUACUGAUAUCUAUCAAUUACACUCACAAAUUACAAUUAUUAGACCACUAUUUAAAAUUCAUCCAAUUGGCGCCUUAGAUUUUGGUACUGUUUUAAUUGGAAAAACGAAAAAAAUGGAGAUAAAAAUACAGAAUUUAACACAAACACCAACAUUUUGGUUAUUGAAACUAUGUAAGCGAAAAUUGUUGAUACACUUAUGA